Trypanosoma theileri is the source of this 1545-nucleotide messenger RNA. Its product is annotated as surface protease GP63. Gene Ontology annotation, cellular component: membrane; cytoplasm. The annotation marks the transcript as partial. Gene Ontology annotation, molecular function: metalloendopeptidase activity. The record is from RefSeq and is a predicted model, not a curated record. Gene Ontology annotation, biological process: proteolysis; cell adhesion. The transcript has a single exon. Lineage: Eukaryota; Euglenozoa; Kinetoplastea; Trypanosomatida; Trypanosomatidae.
GUGCAGUCGACUGGUGUUGUGCGGGAGUUGCCCCGCAAGGGACAGAGUGGUGUGCAGGCGUACACCGUCGCCACACAGGAGAACGAAGGAUGGGAGCUGAUCCGCAUUGAGGUGUCAACGAGGGAUUUGAAGAACAAAUCGAGGUACUGUAAUGAGGAGAACAAGGAAAUCAAGAAGUAUGAUGGUGAGCUCUAUAAAUGUCGAGAUAAGGAGGAUGUCCUUGGUGUGGAUACUAUGAAGAAAUUUGAGGACAUUAUCAUUCCCGCUGCUAUGAAAUUGCACGAGGAUCGUCUGUUUGUUCGUCGUGGGAGUGGAAAGUUGAGGGUUCCUCAGUUUCAAGAUGAGAGUUAUUGCAAACAUUUCACUGUACCUGAUGAGCACCACAGUGAUGGUGUUGAUAAUGCUGACUUUGUGCUCUACGUGGCAGCUGUUCCUCUGUCGUCGUUUGGUGUUACUUGUGCCGUGGAAAAUUCAACAGGUCGUCCAAUCGUUGGAGCAGUGAAUUACGCUCCCACUACAUAUGAGUACAUGCGGUUUGAUGUUCGCCGUGUUGCACAACUGAUUGCACACGCACUGGGAUUCAAUCUUCCUGAGAUGGAGAGGAAAGGCAUUGUGACCGAAGUGGAGCUCCGUGGCGCGAAACGUAAGGUGGUGAACUCCUCAAAGACAGUUGAAAAAGCACAAAAACACUACAAUUGUUCUAAUUUGAAGGGAAUGGAACUGGGGACUAAGGGUGAUGAUACGCGAGUUUACUGGUUGAGGCACAUUGCGAGAGAUGAGUUGAUGACACCGAUGUCGGUUUACAACUAUGGCGCUGGUUAUUACACAGCACUGACAAUGGCAUUGUUUGAGGAUCUGCAGUACUACAAGGCAAACUGGGGAAUGGAGGAACAAAUGAGCUGGGGGAAUCAGAGUGGAUGUGACUUUCUUCAUAAAUGGUGCAUUGUGGAGAAUAAAGUACGGUAUCCCGAAUAUUUCUGUAAUGAAACGAUUUUUCGAUGCAGGUCGGACCGACUUGCGUAUGCUCCGUGCAGUGUGCCAGCCAGUAUGAUUGUUGUUCCUGAGGAUAUCUGUCAUACAAGUGGGGAUUAUCCUUAUGUUGAUAGAAGCGGUAAUCACCUGACGACUUACUAUUGUGAUGAUAAUACUACCGAUGAAGUCGCUGGAUCAAUUAUGGGACCUGAUUCGUUCUGUCUGGAUGCUGAAGAACUGAAAAUUGAGGGCGCUGCUAAUGCAAUUUUGAACCAGAAUGGUGUGUGUGCACGGGUGUUGUGUGACUAUGAGAAGCGAACAGUGAGUGUGAAAUACAAUGGUAGCGACACAUUUAAGGAAUGUCCCGAAGGUUCCUCAAUCGAUGUCAAAUCUUCUGUGUUCGAAAGCGGUAAGAUCAAGUGCCCCAAGUACGAUGAGGUGUGUAUCAUCGCAUUCAACGGCAGCAGUCGUGUUCCAUUUGUUGUUAAUCGACCUCCAGCAUCAUCAGCAGCAGCAGAAGAAUCCGCAUCAUCUGUGGACACAUCUCUGCAGAAAGAUCAGGAAAAUAAAGAA